Miscanthus lutarioriparius is the source of this 675-nucleotide messenger RNA. NCBI's taxonomy places the organism in Eukaryota, Viridiplantae, Streptophyta, Magnoliopsida, Poales, Poaceae. The record is from the annotation of a GenBank genome assembly.
AUGCGGUUGCCUGCCGCCGCGGUGGCCGAAGCGUCCAUCCCAACACCCAUCUGCGCCAUCGCCCCUGGCUCCGCGGAGGCCGACUCGCUCGUACAGAACUACGUGCUCGUCGACAUCAACGGCAACACGCCUCUGCUCCUCACCGACAAGAUGAGCCGCGUCCACUCCUCGCUGAUGCUUCUCAAAGACAGCCGCGUCGACCCCUGCGGCCGCGACCACCGCGCGCACGGCGACCCCAUCGUCAUCAUCGCUUUCGAUCCCGAAGCUGAUGUCCGCGUGGUACGCCGAGCCCAGCCAGAUGACGGUGGCGCAGCUAGGGUGUUCGACGAAAUGUGGAGCUACCACUCAGUACAGGAGUUCCGGCCCGAGCGCUUCCUCGAGGAGGCGAAGCACGACGCGGCCAUUGGCAACGACUUCAGGUUCCUGGACAUCCCUAUGCUUAUCAGUUUCCUUGUAGCAAGUGGUGGCACAAACAUUGCUCAUGGGCUCAAGAAGGCUGCUAUCGUUCUUCUCCCUGAUGGCCAUCAUGUCCAGUUCCACACCUUCAGUUUCGGCUCCGAUCAUGAUCUGCUGCUAAGCAUGCUAUAUCUGAUUUUUCCAGUGGCACAUUUCCAUUCAUUGAUGCCAAAGGCUCAAUCCAAGAUGGAUUUGCUCAGUGUCUUGGUGGCUUCCUGA